AUGUUUUCUAAAGAAAUAAAUGAUUUAGGAAAAACAACUGUGGAGCAACACCAAAUUAUUACUGAAAAUACACCACCUAUUUACCAAAAGGCCUAUCGUAUGUCUCCAGCUAAACAUGAAUUCAUUCAACAAGGACUUAAUUCUAU
Molecule: messenger RNA, 146 nt
Organism: Dentiscutata erythropus
Lineage: Eukaryota; Fungi; Glomeromycota; Glomeromycetes; Diversisporales; Gigasporaceae
Source: the annotation of a GenBank genome assembly